Messenger RNA from Trichoderma asperellum CBS 433.97, 2450 nucleotides. The record is from RefSeq and is a predicted model, not a curated record. Lineage: Eukaryota; Fungi; Ascomycota; Sordariomycetes; Hypocreales; Hypocreaceae.
UCGUACGAGCACUAACCUGCUGUAUACGCCCUGUACUGGACUCCAUACGGGCUCUAUCGACGGCAGCCGAGCGAGGCUUCAGCCGCUCAUAUCCAGUGCGCCUUUUCUUCCUUUUCUUUUGUUUCUCUCAUUUUCUCACUGCUCCUGGAUCCCCUCGCCGCCACAGUCGCCUUCGCCUCAACCGUUGCCCUUGCCUCCAACUCUGGCGCAGCGCAUGAGGCCGUCGCAAAUGCCAAGUAGCCGCCCUCCGCGGCGAGACCGGGGACCGGUGCGCAGAAGAGAGUCGCUCGAUGCGCUCCUCGACAGCCUCUCAUCCUGGGACCUGCUUCAUAUCCGGAACCGCUUCAUCGACGGCUCCGUCAGCCUCGACGGCUUCGCCGGCCUCAGCGAGCUGCCCCCCGAGGUCUUCGCCUACAUCAUCCCCCAUCUGGACCUGCAGGAUGUGCUCAACUGCUACAUGGUGAGCAAGGACUGGCGCGAGGCCUGGAUGCAGGGCGCCGUGGCCUCGGCCUUGUGCAGCCGCUUCUUCCCGGGCCUGCUGGAGCUCUACCACAACGACGUGCCGGAUCGCAACCAGCUGUUUCGGGCCACGGCACAGCAGUACAUGCGGAAGCUCUAUGUCAAGCGGGCCUUUGUCGCCUGGGACGUGGGCUGGAGCAGCGACAUCUUCACCAACUCGGAGCCGCCGCCGCCAAGUCGCCAGCUGGGCAAUCUUCGCCAGGUCAACUUUGGCUUCGGGCCCCUGACGGUGAAUUACAGCAGCGGCAAGCUGGCGUGGCAGCCGGACAACUGCCACGUUAUCGUUGAUGACCUGUACACGCGGGAGAGAUCGCGGUUCAGCUUUGGCAUGGACUUCAUCUCGGGACGGCCACUGCAGCUGCAGGCCGUGACGGACAGCUUGGUGGUGCUGGCAACAAGCAUGCCUCAGCAUCAGAGUAGACACCAGACAACAACUGAUAACGGGCAAACCAUAACAGUGUUUCACCUGCAGUUUCGACAGUCCAAGAAUGUCGUCCUCCCUGGCAAGUUUGCCCAUUGCUACGCCCAGGGCGACACGGUGGCGUUUGUCACCAGGCAGGGCCAUGUCGUUGUGUGGGGUUGGAGCGACAGUGCCUACGAGCUGGACAUUGACCAUGAACAGCACUUUUUCGGGCGAGAUGGCUGGGAGAGCGACUUGGGAGGCAUACCAGGCAUCAUGUUUCACCCGACAGACACGGAUAUCAUCUAUGCAGCGUGGCUGCACUCAGCCUUGCAGCCCGAUCCUCUCAUCCAUGUCGGCGUCAUCAUCAAGUUUGAACGUGGCAAGCCGGUGAAACGAUUUGAGUCACCCAUAUCCCAUCCAGAGUACCACCGUGAUCCUACAACCCGGUAUUCGUGCCCGGCAAUGCGCCUGACGCUCACUGUCCAGAAGAUGGACAACUACGGAGGCUACGCGGUUGGCAUUGUCCAGCUCGUCCUGGAUAGAGGACACCAUCCAAACAUCUCCAAGCCAUAUACCGACUGGCUCUGUGUGCACUUCAACGUCUUGACCGAGACUUUUCUUCAUAUCAAAUACGAGAGCCGUCGGAGGCCGAACCCCGCGCAGGCGAGGCACUUUGACUUGUGUGCAUGGGAGGACCAGCUUGUCAUUAGUUGGUUUGACGAGUACCUCGUUAGCCAAGGUUACUUUCACGGCCUGGAGUGGCUCCAACCGGUCCCCAUCGGCGAUGACGCCACUCGUUGCCCUCACACCAACAAGGUUCGUGAAUCAAUACAGCGCCAGCAGAUAGAGGUUGAAGACUACAUGUCCGACCAUGGCUUCGGGCGCAGAAUCUUCAUGGACAAGGACUUUUUCAUCGCCACGACGGGGCAAGGCUUCUUGCUGAUUUCCUUCAAUGACAAUCUGGAUCUUCCCGGACUGGCCACCAGGGAUGAAAAUGGCGAGGUGGAGAGGUGCAAAAACCCGCCACCGGCGACACAGGGAGAAGACAUAGAACCGCCGAGGAUGUCUGCUUCGUGGGACACGAGAAAAGUGACGAGCUUGGUGAGAAUUUCGCUGGAUAACUUUCCGGAAAAUGCGCUGGAUCAGCCCGGAUGGUGACGUCGAAGUCGGCUGGCUGAAAGAGUACGAGAUGAAGGGAUUCUGGGCGCCAAACCAACCCAGUAGUAUUUAUUGCGCGAUACGGAUAUGUGGGAGGCAUAUGAUUGAUGUGGGUGAUGUGAGGGAUGUGUCUUGUUUUAUUCUUCUUUCAUAGGUAGCGAUGGAUAUCAGUGCGACGGAGUCCUUGUUUGGGUGGUUUUGGAAAAAAAAAGGGGGGGAAAUCAAAAUCGGCGAUGUUUAGGCUAGCGUAGCGAUGAAAAUGGCUUCUUUCUUUUCUUUCUUUUGCUUGUCCUGCAUCUGGAUAGUUACCAUCGCCUCCUCUUUUAUAGACGUCAACCGUGUCUUGCAUGGGUGUUUUUGUCUGAUCUGC